AACAAAUUUGAAAAAGCUGCGGAUUCAAACCCGCUCACACACGGUAACGUAGAGAGGACUGUACUGAAGUUUUAGGAAGAGAAAGUCGUGGCUGACGGAGCAGCAAGCGCCACAGGCAUGUCGUGGGACUUUUGUGUACCUGUGUGCGUGGGUGACUUGGUUAAAACCGGGGGGAUCAACCAGUACGUGGUUCAGGAUGUGGUGUCCCCAAAACAGCUUCCACCCUACAUUAGCAAAUUCAAGGCAGCAUUGCGAAGCCAAGGUCCUUUGUGUAUACUGGAGCACUUUGAUACAGGCUACAGCGUGCUUCAGCACUGCAACUCAGCAGAGCGGGCUGUGAAAGAGGAUGCUUUGGAAUUACUGGUGCAAGUGGUUAGUGGCCUUGCCGCUACGCUCCCCUCGCUUUUUGUCUCCACCUCGGUCUCUGCUGCAGAGCGCAAAGAGAACCUUAAUGCAGUUAAAAUGAGUGUCUACCUGCUCUGCAAGCUAACAGAGACCCUUGAGAGUGAAUCCCACAGACAGAGUAUAAUCACAGCACCUGGGAAGGGAGGUAAAAAAGGCAAAGGUGGUGGAGAAGGAAUUCUGCAAUGGGACUCUGAGAGAGAGACGGUGCUGCAGGCCCUUGUUCAGCUCCUUCAGCUGGAUAUCCGUUCCCUCUGGAACCUCUCCCUUGUAGAGGAAGAGUUCAUCAGUUGUGUGACCUGCUGUUGCUACAAACUAAUUGAGAACCCAACCAUCAGCCAUGUCAAGAGCAAACCCACCAGAGAUGGAAUAAUCCACCUUCUGGGAUUGCUUAUCAAGAAGUACAAUCAUCUCUUGGGAGCAAGUGUGAAGGUGAUCCAGUUGCUGCAACACUUUGAACAGUUGCCAUCCGUGUUUGCUCAGGCAGUGUCAGUGUGGAGCACCGAAUAUGGUGUCAGGGCUAUCAUAGGCGAAGUAAUACGGGAGAUUGGUCAGAAGUCAAGUGAGGAGCUCGCUAGAGAGGGAUCAGGGGUGAAAGCUUUUGCAUCCUUCCUUUUGGAGCUCGGCACUCUGGUGCCUGAGCUAAUGAUGCCCAACAUCAGUGUGCUCAUCACACACCUGGAAGGAGAGAGCAAUGCAAUGCGUAUCGCUGUGUGCGAGGUACUGGGAGAGAUCCUUGUGCGGGUGCUGUAUGGUGACGGGCUGGAUGAAUCUGGUAAAGCUGACCGUGACCGCUUCUUUGACAUACUGCAGGAGCAUCUGCAUGACACUCACUCUCAUGUCAGGGCACGUGUGUUACAGGUCUACACACGUAUCGUCAACAGCAAAGCCCUGCCUCUUUGUAGAUACAGUGAGGUGAUGGAGCUCGCUGUGGGACGAUUGAUGGACAAAUCUAUAAAUGGAGUCAAGAGCGCCAUCCAACUGUUAGCAGCCUUCAUCGCACACAACCCUUAUAGCUGCAAGUUGAGCAGCGCUGAUUUGAAGAACCCACUGGAGAAAGAGACCGCUAAACUCAGAGAUUUGAAGGAAAAACUGGAAGGGAAAGCACCAGUGGCGGUCAUUAAAGCAUCUGAGCUGUGGGCCGCCAUGGAGCCUGAGUUGCUUGUCACUGUCAGGACAGAGCUAGAGCCCACAACUGAAGAUGAGAAGGAAGAGGAAGAGGAGGAGGACAACAGGGAGGAAGAGGAUGAAAGAGCAACUGCAGUGCAGAUAGCUCAGUACCUCCGCAUCAACAAGUACAGGAAUGCGGUGCGUCUUUGUGUAAGAGCCCAUAGCUGCUUCCCCGAGUCUGAGAUGUUCGCUUCUCUGUCUACUCUCAACGCUGAGACUCUGAUGCACACGCUGGCUCUGAUUUUUAAAGGCACCGACGAUGACGCCUCUGAGCUCAGCCAGAACCUGCCGCCAACCCCUCAGAAAGAGGGGGAGGGGGAGGGGGAGAAGGAAGGGGAGGAUGGGGAGUUGAAGAAGCAGGAGAUGUUGGUUCAGUAUUUAAGGGACACAGAAACCUUCGCCUUACAAGUGGAGAGAGCAAUCUCUGUCAUCAACUCCAUGCUCUACUGGAAAACCACUACAGUGGUCCAGGAGGCUGUGCAGUUUUGUGUCACAGUAUGUGAGUUCAGCGUUGCCAACUCAGUCAGUGGGGUGAGGAAAAUGUUACCUCUGGUCUGGUCAACUGAUGCUGCAAUUAAAGACGCUGUGGUUAAUGCCUACAAGAGGCUGUAUCUGAACCCUCAUGGAGACACCAUCAGGAUGAAAGCCCAGACUCUUGUGGACAGCCUGUCUGAACUGAUGAUGGAUGCAUCUCUGGGUACGGUCCAGUGUCUUGAGGAAAUAGUUCAGGAGUUCUUUGGCAGUACAAGCAAUCUCCAGUCCACUGUGGUGCAGGUCUUGUGGGAGAGGUUUACAGGCAAACGAGACACUGAUAACCUUCACAGGCGAGCUGCAGUGUUGCUGCUCGGCAUGGCCACACGGGCAGAGAGGGAGGUGGUCCUCAGUAAUCUGGACACCCUCUGCUCAGUGGCUCUGGGUGAAAAAGUGACUGAAGACUUUCUUCUGGCCAGAGACACAGUCAUCACCAUCUGCAGCAUCACCGACCAUGUCAGGCAAUCAAAAGGUGCUCCCUUCAGACUACCACAGGACCAUCAGCUCUUCACUUGCCUCACACAGGCCCUCGCUGAAGGUGUGGUGAUGGAAGACCCUUACUGGCAGAGCUUCAUGGAACAGGCUGUCCGUCUCAUCUACUUCCUGGCUGAAUCACCUGACCAGCUAUGCUCCCGGCUGAUCCAGCGCAGUGCUCGCCUCUUAAUAGAUCAGGUUGCAGAAGGUGGAGAAGUCAACAAGGAUGCUAGCCAAAUGCAAGAUGUAUCUCAAGAUUCCACCGAGCAAGGUGAACAAGUGAACUGUGUGUGCCUUGCCCAGCUGUUGGCUCUGUGUGGCUGCGUGGCUUUCUGGCAGGUGUCGCACCUUGAGCGCAGUGUGAGCGCAGAGUUGCGGAGGAGGAGAGGAGAGAGGGAGGAGAGGGAGGAGAAGGAAAAAGGCCCGUCCAGCAAAGCAAAGCAAACAGCCAAUGAGAGUACUAUGGAGGAGGAGCUAGGGUUGAUUGGUGCCUCUGCUGAAGACACAGAGGCUGAACUCAUCAGGAAGAUCUGUGAGACUGAAUUACUAGCUGAGGAGAACCAGCUGAGUGCAUUCCUUCCCCUGCUGGUGAGAGUCUGCAGCUCCCCAGGUCGCUAUUCCCACCCACAGCUCACCACAGCUGCCUGUCUGGCUCUCUCUCAGUUCAUGAUGAUAAGCCCAUCAGCCUGUGAAGAAAACAUCCGUCUAAUGUUCACCGUGCUCGAGCGUUCUGCUCUUCCUGUGGUCAGGGCAAAUGCCAUAAUAGCCCUGGGAGACCUCACCGUCCGUUUUCCAAACAUUUUGGAACCUUGGACUCAGAAUCUUUAUGCCAGGCUCAGUGACGAGGUGCCUUCAGUACGACAGACAGCUGUGACGGUUCUAACUCAGCUGGUGCUUAAAGAUGUCCUCAAGGUCAAAGGACAAGUCAGCGAGGUGGCCGUGCUGCUAAUUGACCCUGAGCCUCACAUUACCAGCCUGGCACUGAACUUCUUCAAUGAGCUGGCCUCCAAGGACAAUGCAAUCUACAACCUGCUCCCUGACAUCAUCAGUCGCCUGUCAGACCCAGAGAGAGGCAUGACCUCGGAGGACUUCAACACCAUAAUGAAACAACUCUUCUCCUACAUCACUAAGGAGAGGCAGACCGAGUCUCUGGUGGAGAAACUCUGUCAGCGCUUCAGGACUGCCAAGACGGAGCGUCAGUGGUGUGACUUGGCCACGUCUCUGUCUCUUCUGUCCAUGUGUGAGCGUGGUUUCAAGAGACUGCAGGAGUGCUGGGAGUGUUACAGUGACAAGUUAACUGAGCCUGGAGUCUACCAACCCCUCCUCUCCAUCACCGCCAAGCUCCGCCGCGGGGCCAAACCCCAGUUUAAGGCCCAGGUAGACGAGUUUGAAAAGCGUCUGACUGCUGUUCACACACGUGGCCUGGAGAAUGUUGAGAGUCCAGAGAUGGAUGCGGAGAACCCACAAGAAGGCGGGUCCGCUGAGAAGACCAUCAUGCGUACACCGCAGCCAGCCAGAGGACGGUCAAAGAGAGGUCAAGCAAAGCCUUCAGUUUCUAGUCGAGGAGAUGGCAGUUUCGUGACACCUCAGAGGUCUCGCAAGUCCAAGAAGCCUGUGAUCACCUUCAGCAGUGAUGAAGAGGAGGAUGAAGAGGAUGCCGUCAUGGAGGAAAACGAGACCCCGAAAGUUACCACACCCAUCGCCCGCACGUCCAGACGAGCUCGCCUCAGAAACUGAUCUGUCUUCUGAUUUUCUUUCUUUGUUGUUUCCUUUUAUCUGAAACUUGUAUUUUAACCUAUUUUAACUUUUUAAUUUCUGUAUAUUUUUAAAGAUAUUGGUAACAUUAGUCUGAUGACGUUUAAUGACAGAAUCGAGGUGAUUUUAAUAAACAUGCUCGUUGUUUUGAUAAAAACUCUA
Molecule: messenger RNA, 4494 nt
Organism: Labrus bergylta (ballan wrasse)
Lineage: Eukaryota; Metazoa; Chordata; Actinopteri; Labriformes; Labridae
Gene: ncapd2
Product: non-SMC condensin I complex, subunit D2
Biological process (GO): mitotic cell cycle; mitotic chromosome condensation; meiotic chromosome condensation
Cellular component (GO): condensin complex; condensed chromosome, centromeric region; nucleus
Molecular function (GO): histone binding
Source: RefSeq, a predicted model, not a curated record